Molecule: messenger RNA, 1197 nt
Organism: Argiope bruennichi
Lineage: Eukaryota; Metazoa; Arthropoda; Arachnida; Araneae; Araneidae
Product: zinc metalloproteinase nas-4-like
Exons: 10
Coding region: 11-1120 (369 amino acids)
Biological process (GO): proteolysis
Molecular function (GO): metalloendopeptidase activity; zinc ion binding
Source: RefSeq, a predicted model, not a curated record
UUUACCUUCCAUGAAGAUGUUUCUUCUAGCAGUCUUAGGCAUGCUUUUGUUGAGUAGGGGUGGUUUAAGCGAUGAUCUUUCGAACGAUCUACUCUACAACUGGAGAUUGGAUCGGAUUCUGAAGCUGGAUUUGCCGAAGGAGUCAUUCCAUGAAAAAUACUUUGACUCGCAAAACAAAGCGGAUGGCGGUAGUUCUGACGUUGAGCACCAAGAGGAAUUCGGAUUGCCCUUAACACCGGAUGAAUUCGAAGCUGCGCAAACUCUUCCAGAAAAAUUCUUUGCUCCGGAGAAAGGAACUGAUCCACUUCACAAGUCAGGGUACUUCGAGGGUGACAUCAAAGAUCCGAAAUUGGUUCAAGAGAGAAAUGCCAUACGAGAUAGCCACAUGAAAUGGCCGAGAGGUGUCAUUCCAUAUGUCAUAGCCAACACAUUUAAUCACCAGGAACGAAGUAUUAUUGCUCGAGCAAUAGAGGAGUACCACAAAAGCACUUGUAUUCGAUUUGUGCCAAGGAGUAACGAAGUGGAUUUUGUUUUCGUCACUCGCAGAGAAGGGUGCUUCUCCAUGAUUGGCAGAGACGGUGGUCAACAACUGCUAUCCCUCGGCGAUGGUUGUAUGUUCGUGGGCAUCAUUAUCCACGAAUUCAUGCAUGCAGUAGGUUUCUGGCACGAGCAAAGCAGGGCAGACAGGGAUAAUUACGUCACCAUUUUAUGGGAAAAUGUUCAGGAAGGUCAGACGCACAACUUUGCUAAGUACACGGACGGUCGCCUCCACCAUCUUAAUGAGCCUUACGACUACAGCUCCAUCAUGCAUUACGGACCUUACGAUUUCACCAAGUACCGCAACAGACCCACCAUCCUACCCAAACAGAGAAAUGUGAUGAUUGGACAGAGAUCAGGAUUUAGUCCAACCGACCUCAGGAAGAUCAAUAAAUUGUACCAGUGCGGAUCUUUACACAAAGACGUAUGUGAGGACAAAGAUAGUCAGUGCAGAGGAUGGGCUGAACUUGGGGAAUGCAAAAAGAAUCCUAAAUGGAUGCUUACCAACUGCAGGAAGUCUUGCAAUCAAUGCCGAAUGCUGCUGGGGUCUAUAGAAGGAACAAACACGACUCUUCUGACUUGAGUUAUGACGGACUAUUUUCAUCAUCAGCAGUGUUUCUUUCAAAAUUUUGAUACCAAAAUCUCAUUGACAUUCAUAAU